Molecule: messenger RNA, 626 nt
Organism: Vitrella brassicaformis
Lineage: Eukaryota; Vitrellaceae
Source: the annotation of a GenBank genome assembly
AUGGCCCGCGUUGCGCUCUCUCUGUCCUUCGUUUGCUGCCUGCUUGUCUUCGGCGGCCUCAGCCCAGUGUGCGGUGGCAAUGGCCUCGAUGCCGGCGACCCGCAGGUGCUCCAGGAGCUGUUGGCUGACCUCCAGAAUUUGCUCGCUCGGGCCGAGAAAGACCGUGGCACCUUCUUGCGUGCAGCUGAUGGUACGUAUGAACACGGACAGACGACUCUCUGUCUAUGUCUGUGCUUGCUGUUUGAGUGGUGCAGGAGACGGAUCGCGACCUAUGGCUGGCCCUAGCUCUGAUAUCAGUCAGGAAGAGCCCAUCGUCGUGGCUCCGAUCUUCGAGGGAGUGACGAGCGGCGUCACGCACGCGAAACGAAAAGCCGAGGUGAGUGAGUGAGUGAGGGCAGACCAGACAGAGCUGAUGCUGGUAUUUUGAUCGAAUGGUCUGCAAGUGGUGUUAUGUGAUGCGAUGUGUGGCUGCUUUCCUCUCCGCGGACCACCCACUGUUCACCCGACAAUGCAGGGUAUUGGCCAUCAAUUCACAUAGAGUGGCACAUACAUGGAUGAGUGCGUUAAUGUACGUGUGUUCCUCUCGGCUUCAGAUGCGACAGUGGAGGGCUGUACUGGACAACUAA